AUGAAGCCCACCAGCAUCAACAUGCUCCUCGCCGGAGGCGCCCUGACCUCCGGCGCGCUGGCCCAGACGAGCGGCGACCUUACUAUCCUCGCCAUGAACGUCGCCGGCCUGCCCGAGAUCCUCCAGAACAACGAAGUGCCCGGAGACAAGACAACAAACUCCCGCACCAUGGGAUCGUAUUUUGCCAAGUACAACUACGGCAUCAUCAACGUCCAAGAGGACUUCAACUACCACGCCUAUAUUUACGAGACAGAUACGCACCCUUAUCGUACCGCGACCUCGGGUGGCGUACCCUUUGGCUCCGGCCUCAAUACCCUCUCCAACUAUGACUGGAUCGACUUCGAGCGCAUCAAGUGGUCCACCUGCUCCAAUGCCUCGGGGGCCGACUGCUUGACGCCCAAGGGCUUCACUUUCAUGCGCGUGCGCAUUGCCGAGGGCGUCUACGUUGACGUGUACAACCUGCACACCGACGCCGGCACCGAGGCCGACGACCUGACGGCGCGUAACAGCAACCUGCACCAGGUCGCUGACUACAUUGAUGUCUGGAGCGUGGGCAACGCCGUGCUGGUGUUUGGCGACACCAACAGCCGCUACACCCGCACAUCGGACGACAUCGAGGUGUUCGGCACCCAGAACGGCAUGACGGACGUCUGGGUCCAGAUCGAGCGCAAGGGCGUCGCCCCCACCGUCGAGACCAUCUGCUCGAACCCGAGCACGACCAACUACUGCGAGACGGUCGACAAGGCCUUCUACCGCGGCAACGCCGUCGUCAACCUCGAGGCGACCUACUUCAACUACGAGAGCAGCAAGUUCCUCCAGGCCAACGGCAGCAUCCUCUCGGACCACAACCCCAUCACCGCAAACUUCACCUGGUCCCUGUCCUCCACCCUCCGCCAGUCCGACUUCUCCGGCGGCCCGCACGGCGACUGGUUCUCCGACCUCCCCGCGCUGGCCAGCAAGACCAAGCCCAAGGCCGCGACGCUGACAUUCCACGGCGCCAACCGCCUCGACGCCGUCGCCCUCACGCUGACCGACGGCACCAGCUUCACGCACGGUGGCACGGGCGGCACGGCGGCAACGCUGGCGCUCGGCGCCUCCGAGUUCUGGACCUCCGCCAAGCUGUGCUGGGGCCAGAAGGACAGCCAGACGCGCAACUUCUACAUUGAGGCGACGACCAGCACGAGCCGGAAGCUUGCGGCGGGUACGCAAACCUCGGACUGCGCGACGCACACGGCGCCCGCGGGGUGGCAGAUUGUAGGAUUUUUGGGACGUGACGGCGAUGAGAUUGACAGGCUGGCGUUUGUCUAUGCGCCGCAGUAG
Molecule: messenger RNA, 1320 nt
Organism: Colletotrichum spaethianum
Lineage: Eukaryota; Fungi; Ascomycota; Sordariomycetes; Glomerellales; Glomerellaceae
Product: sphingosine N-acyltransferase-like protein fum17
Exons: 2
Coding region: 1-1320 (439 amino acids)
Cellular component (GO): cytoplasm
Molecular function (GO): sphingomyelin phosphodiesterase activity
Source: RefSeq, a predicted model, not a curated record